This is a messenger RNA of Dujonia railenensis, 867 nucleotides long. NCBI's taxonomy places the organism in Eukaryota, Fungi, Ascomycota, Pichiomycetes, Serinales, Debaryomycetaceae. The record is from the annotation of a GenBank genome assembly.
AUGACUUUUGAAUGGACUCAAGUUUCUCCAGAUUCUUUGGAACUUGAAGGAAAGAACGUGACUAUUGUUGGUGGUACUGGUGGCCUUGGCCGUGCAUUGAGCCAGUUUUUAUCUUCUCGUGGUGCUGCAGUCACUGUAGUAGGUCAAACCUUCAGAGACUCAGAUAAAGAGGGUAUUGAAUUCGUCAAGUCUGAUUUAAGUAGUAUGAAAGAGUCCUUGAGGAUUGCUAAAUUAUUACCAGCAGAAAAGACGGACAUUCUAGUUUUCACUACCGGUAUUUUUGCAGCUGGAACUCGUGAAGAGACCAAAGAAGGUGUUGAGAGAGAUUUAGCUGUAAGUUAUUUGAACAGAUUUGUCAUGCUUCGUGAGCUUCUCCCAAGGCUUAAGAGCCAACAAUUUGGAGUAAAACCUCGUAUUUUUAAUAUGGGAUACCCAGGUGAUGGUCAGGCUGGUAACGUUGAAGACUUCAAUUCGGAAGGUAAAUAUAAAGCUAUGGGCGCUCAUAUGACCACUGUAGCUGCAAAUGAAGCAUUAGUUUAUGAUGUUGCUGAAAAACACCCAGAAGUGAACAUUUUCGGAUUGAACCCAGGUUUAGUCAAGACGAAUAUUCGUAAUAACUUUUUAGGUGAAAAUAGUUGGAAGUCUUCCAUUGUGGAAUUUUUCAUUGGUUGGCUCUCUCAAAGUCCAGAGCAGUAUGCCAGAGGUAUUGCUCCUCUCUUGGUAACACCCGACAUCGAAACUCGCUCUGGUGCAAUUUUCAACAACAAGGGUAAGAACAUUGACCCAAGCAAACCACUCACCAAAGAACUAGUUGAAAAAUACGCAGUCGAGUCGGCUAAAUUGGCCAAUAAAGUUCUCGGUUGGUAA